CAAAUAGCAUUUAAAUGCAACAACACAAAUUCGGCAAUGCACACUGAUCUCAAAAACAAGAUUGACCCAUUAAUGGAAAGUGGAGUUGUUUACUCCAUCCCAUGUGAGUGUGAUAAGGUGUAUGUUGGAAAAACAACGCAGAGAUUAAAAGACCGGCUUUACCAACACAAGAGGAGCAUCACUCAGAUCAACCCAAAUCAAGAAGAAAGAAGUGACGCCACAGCCCUGGUGACUCAUGCCAGAGAAAUGCAGCACCGGUUUCAGUUUGAUUCAGCUGAAAUUCUGGACAAGUGUGAGCACAACAGAAGGCUUGAGUAUUUAGAGAUGCUCUACAUUCACAUACACAAACAACACACGAUCAACAGAAAAGCUGAUACGGAAGGGAUCAACACCAUCUACACCUCGCUCUUACAACGAGUAAAAAUGAGACAACAACAUACUAAUGCAACAAGGGAAGAUGGAUUUCACAGCUGUGAUGAAAAUUGAUCUCAAAGGAGAGCUCAUUCUGUGUCGGUCAGUCGAAUGGUGAACAUCACAGAUCAAUUUGUGAUCAAAGUUCAAGUGCAGUGUAACAACUCCCACCUGUACGUGAUUUUCCCUGCCAUAUUCGAUACCUGAUGAAGAGGACAUCCAUCCUCGAAACGUCGUAGAGAAUAAAAUUGUGAAAAUCAAGAAAGGUUCAGUGUCUCCGUCUAUUUCCUGCUACAUUCUGUCGAACCGAAAUUCUUCUGAAACAUCUCACGGAACAAUGACGAGUUACCUGCAGUUCAUCUCGGACAACUUUGGACACAACAUUUCCCAAGACAUGAAAACUUAUAUGCGAGAACAAAGGAAGUACGCCAGAGCGACCUCAAGAAAACAGUUCCUGCUGAAAUGUAGGUCAUCUGGGAUCACUCCUUCACAUAUAAUUAACAACGUGAAAUGUCUCUAUCAAACAAUAUCUAAGGAAUCACCAUACAACAAAGACAUAGACAAUAUGAUCAAAUCAUUCCAACAUCGGAUUCUCAGCAUGGAAAUCAAAGUUACUUACUGGGAAGUCAACAGGACACACAAAAAGCUCACUGAGCUCCUACAUAAGUUGAGAUCCACGGGAAUUCCAUCAAUGUCGAGCUUCCUCACUGUUCAAGAACAAGUCUUUUGGCGGGAAUUCCAGAGAAGCACCAGCGUUCAUUCACACAAAUACAACGCUCUAUUCACAAAACAACUUGGGAAUGUGAUAAACAUGCCUGCCUCAGAUUGGGUAGUGAAUACAACAAAUGUUUCAUUACCACAAGAAUUGAAAUUACUGAUGGGCCUCAGUCCAAGGUUCUCUCUGCCAUACAAAAAUCUCCCGCCAAAAAUUGUUCUUCAUCUAUUGGCCGAGAUAGAGGAUGUGAUUCGGGCCAUGAGUGAUGAUGAUACUACCACACACAAAAACACAAUACGAUCCAGAGUAGCACACAUCAUCAAUAGCCAUCUCACUCAUCACAGAACAAAUGCACGAGAGAAGUACUUCCUCAACUUGGAGACCGUCACCAGAAGAUUCAUCCGAGAACACAGUGAAAUCAUCAUCGUAUCGUCCGACAAAGGCAACAAAACCGUAGUCAUGUGGAGGGACGAAUAUGAAGAAAAGAUGACCAACAUUGUAUCGGAUGAAACCACCUACAAAAAGACCACAGCAAACCAACUCAAUAUUGCAGAGCGUAAAAACAACACUUUAGUAAAAAGACUUUACGAAGGUGGUCACAUUGACUUCAUUACGAAAAGAGAAUUGACGACACACAAUUCAAGAACCCCUAGAAUAUAUGGACUGCCUAAAAUACACAAGACAAAUACUCCACUUAGGCCCAUUGUGUCUUGCAUAAAAUCACCAACUUAUGCAUUGUCGAAAUUUCUCAAUCAACUACUGAAGCCAAUCUCAAAUGUAGGUGGAUACAACGUGAAGGAUUCCUUCGAGUUCGUGGAAAGGGUGACAAGCUGCGAAGUUCCAGAAGGACACAUCAUGAUCAGCCUGGAUGUGGUGUCUCUAUUCCCAAAUAUACCACGUGAUUUGGCUCUGCAGAUUGUGGAAGAAUGCUGGGAUGCAGGAAGGAUCACCACAACCAUUGAUAAAAAACUAUUUCUCGAGAUCCUGAAAUUUUGCCUGGAGACCAGUUUUUUCACGUUCGGUGACCAGCAUUAUUCACAGAUGGAUGGGAUGCCGAUGGGAGGACCGCUGUCUCCAAUUAUCGCGGAUAUAGUGAUGGAUUACGCGAUAAGCAAAAUAUUGGAAAACAUCCCCAAUAGAGUGAUAUGUCUAACAAAAUAUGUCGACGACAUUUUUUGCUUAGUGCCGCGUGACAAAGUUACAGACAUUCUCUCAACAUUCAAUGGAUUCCAUCCAAAGCUCCAAUUCACUGUGGAAAUGGAAAAAGAAGGGGGACUUCCCUAUCUGGAUACGUUCGUCAUCAGAAAACCCACAAAUCUCGUGACAAUGUGGUACAAAAAGCCCAUCGCCUCAGACAGAAUGUUGAAUUUCCAUUCACAACAUCCUCUGAGACAGAAAGUAGGUACCGCUAUUGGCCUCAUAAAAAGAGUCGACAAACUCACAACUACCAACAAGGAACAUGUGAAAGACAUCGUCUUCUCGAAGCUCAGAGUGAAUGGAUUCCCGCCAAAACUCAUCAACAUUCUAUGGAAUAGACACAUUGGACAACAAACAGCUCACAAUACGACCCAAAAUGUGGAUACCAACACGGAGAUCAUCUACAAAUCGAUCACUUAUAUCCCCAGAUUAAGUGAUGCGAUUAAGAGAAUAUUGUGCACCGAAACACAAAAUCUCCAAAUAGCAUUUAAAUGCAACAACACAAAUUCGGCAAUGCACACUGAUCUCAAAAACAAGAUUGACCCAUUAAUGGAAAGUGGAGUUGUUUACUCCAUCCCAUGUGAGUGUGAUAAGGUGUAUGUUGGAAAAACAACGCAGAGAUUAAAAGACCGGCUUUACCAACACAAGAGGAGCAUCACUCAGAUCAACCCAAAUCAAGAAGAAAGAAGUGACGCCACAGCCCUGGUGACUCAUGCCAGAGAAAUGCAGCACCGGUUUCAGUUUGAUUCAGCUGAAAUUCUGGACAAGUGUGAGCACAACAGAAGGCUUGAGUAUUUAGAGAUGCUCUACAUUCACAUACACAAACAACACACGAUCAACAGAAAAGCUGAUACGGAAGGGAUCAACACCAUCUACACCUCGCUCUUACAACGAGUAAAAAUGAGACAACAACAUACUAAUGCAACAAGGGAAGAUGGAUUUCACAGCUGUGAUGAAAAUUGAUCUCAAAGGAGAGCUCAUUCUGUGUCGGUCAGUCGAAUGGUGAACAUCACAGAUCAAUUUGUGAUCAAAG
Molecule: messenger RNA, 3356 nt
Organism: Phlebotomus papatasi
Lineage: Eukaryota; Metazoa; Arthropoda; Insecta; Diptera; Psychodidae
Exons: 2
Coding region: 749-3286 (845 amino acids)
Source: RefSeq, a predicted model, not a curated record